UUCCUCUCUCUUCUUGCUUUUUUUUUUUUUUUGGUUCGUUGAUGUGACCGUUUUCCACAACAACAGCAACCAACACACGCUCAGUGUCAGAUCACUGCCAGCUCCCGCGAAGCAAGAUGCGCCUGGUUGGUAGGCGUGUGCAUGCCGGUGUUCAGCACCAACAGCAGCAGGCUGGUCUUUCACAGCAACAACAACAGCAACAAGUGCAUGAAGGAGACGUGUUCGAGGUGCAAGAUGACGACCAUCCUUCGUUUGGGUUUUCUCUAACUGGAGCGUCGCACUCAAAGGAGUGGUCGCUGGUGACGGAUGACAGUGGGUCAGGCCGUGAAGCAAGCACGCGAUGCACCCGCUUUGCCUUCUCCUCCUCAACAGCAUCGGUCGCUGCUUGUGGUGGCAUGGAGACACGCGUGCUUGUCAAGGGAUGCAGUGUUGUCGUUGAGCGGUUUCAGGCUUCCACGUGCGAUGGUGCCCGAACAGCAACUACCCAAGACGCAGGACACAGCCAGUCCCCAGAGGCGGUGCAGUUUCGGUCCUAUACCUUGGAGACAGAGCCCAUCGAUGUGCUAUGGGCAACGUUUCCCACAGACCCAAACAGCAGCGAGAAUGGUGGGAGCGACGGCGACAGUGGCACAGACGACGCCCCCGCCAACACGACGCUGUUCACGGACCCAACGUCCACAGCACCGGCAAAGCGGCAGAGCCGUGCCUGGCUGGUCGAGUGCCUGUGUGUUGUGGAGCUCUCCCACAUUCUGGUCGUUGCGGCGACCGGGGACGUCUUCACGGUGCGCCUGCCGUUUGCAGUGCAGAGCGUGCACGCGUUUUCCACGGGCCUGCUCAUCACCCGCAAGCCGCUGCUGGGCAUGUCGGAGGCAGAUCUGUCCUUCAGCACCCUCCAAGCACACGACGACAGCCUUGUGUCUGACGACGGCCGGCCCGUCCUCUACACCCUGAGUCACCCGCUGGAGGAGCUGCGCCCGUUGCUCAUCCGCGACUGCCUGAGCGCGGUGCGAAGGAGGGCGUCGCCAGACAACAAUGAGGUUGAGCUCGCGUAUCGUGGCGGCAUCCGCCCGCUCGCCAUCUUCACCCUCGACAGCGGCGACACGGACCACGUUGCUGCGGAUGACACGGCCCAUCAAACCGAGGACGUGCUCAUGGUGUAUGAUGCGGUUGCUGGAUGCGUGCGUAUGGCCUCGCUGCAGCAGCGCGAUGACACCCACCGCUUCCAGCAGCUGCUCGCUGCUGCUGUGACCAGCGCCGAGCCACGCAUUCGCAUCCGCACGCCCUACAAUGCCCGCAGUGCCUCCGCCAUCAGCCUUGGCGCCAACACAAGCACCAUGUCUGCACGUGCUCCUCUACCACCAGCACCAGCAGCAGCACCAGCGGCAACGACACGUGGGAGCGGCCAGCGUGGGCGCCGCAGUCUUCCCCACAACAUGGCUGGCCUCGCCACUGCCAGCACGCCUCUUAACAGCAGCAACACUGCAAACGACAACACCGCCACCGCCACCAUUAGCAACAGCAACAGCAACAUCAGCGCCAGUGGCAUGGUCCCUCCGUUUUCCCAGCCCCGCCCUCAUCACCGCCACGCACCACCACAGCUCCCAUCUCACCACCUGCACCAUCACAAUGCUUCUUUCGAACGGUCAUUCCUCUCAACCAUCAUGCCCCCUGCCACCACCACCGCCGCCACCGCCACAGCGGCUGCAAACACAAGCACAGACACGCCCGUGCGUCGGCGCUCAACAACGUUUGUUCUCACAACACCGACGAGUGAGGGCUAUCGCCGCGCCGCCUCUGCAACACCAACCACAUGGCAACAGCACCACAGCCAGCAGCAGCUGCAUUCCACGCCAGGGGAUGCGGGAUCAGCCUCUCGCGGGUACAGACUGUCACGGUCGUUGACAGCGACACCAACCCCUGCGCGCAUUGGGCACGCCGCUGUGCUGGCCACGCCCCGAACAGCAGCUGCCAUCAACAGCGGAAUGUCACCGAUGGAUCUGGACAAGCUGUACCCGCGCCACACGCUCGAGCUGCAGUGUUGUGUCAUGACACACACACCCUUACCUCAUGGCGUGCCCUCCAACGUGUUCCUGACAGGUCAGCCCGGGCACGGGAUGUGUGCAACGCUGUGCUACGAUCAGUCGUCACACGUGACCAUGCUGUCGGUGCUUCCGCCGUGCAUGCAGCGCGACGCUGGUGCCAAUGGUGGAGUGCGUGGUGUGCACAUCCCACGCGAGCUGGCUGGCCGGUGGAUAUGUGCGAGUGCUCCAAACGGCGGUGCGUCGCCACCAACGUGCACGACACCAUCAACUGCAGUGGCAGCACAGCAGCAGGAUGAGCGGCGGGCAAAGGGGAAGGCGGGCGGUGAGGAGUUGAAGAGCAGUGGCGCUGAUCAGGGUGCUGGUGACAAUACUGCACAGAAGAUGGGGAAGAGUCAUCAUGGCGCGCGUGUGUUGAAUGCGCGUGCUGCAUUUCCAAUCUCUUUUGUAUCACCGCCACCGCCACCAUCGGCUGCAACAGCGCGCAGAGCAGUGCAGGGAGACGUGCUCGUGCACACACUGGAUGGCGGUUUGGAUGUGUACGUGGACCGGAAACGUGUGGGUGCUCUGGCCCUGUGCACAGGCGACAAUAGCCAGGGGCCACUUCGUGUUGCUUCCAUCUCACACGUCACCACAUCCCGCUUCAGCGCAACAACCCCCACGGGUGAAACGUACCGGUUUUCUGGUGCAUUUGAAACGCUGGACGAGCGCUCGCAACACAUGGUUCGCUCCAUGCACACGCUGUGCACGCUGGGGACAGCGGCCCAACAUGGACAAAGCGGUGGCGGCGAUGUUGACGGUGUUGAUGGUGUGAGCGAUGAAUUGCUGCCGCUCGUUCGUGUGUUCGCGGGCACGUUUCCUGAGUUUGUGCAGCUGCUCCUUGCAGAGAGGAAUGCAUCUGGGUGGACAGCUGUGUGCGAUGCGCUGCUGCUCUUCGUCGGGCACGCCCCUGCCAUCGAAGAAGUCGGGGAUGGCGGCGAGGAAGAGGAGGAGGAGAUUGUGUUGCCCGUCGAUCCGUCAACAGCAGCGGCAGCAGCCACAGCAACGGCCACGCACAGCCGCCAUGGUGAUGAUGAAGAAGAAGAAGAAGAAGAAGAAAAACAGAAGCACGGUUGGGAUGAUGAUGGUGGUGCGACGAUGGACUGGGAUGCAGCGCUGGCUGGCCUGUCGUUCGCUGACGUCAUGAUGAGCGACGGAAAGACUGCGGCGGUGGACGUUGCUUCCGCUUCUCCUGCCGCAAGACAGCGUGUCCGGAAGCUCGUUCCCAUCUGCGUUGAGCGGGCAAUUGGUGUGAUGCACGUCCUGCACUCGCUGUUUCUGGAGUCGCAGUUGUCGUCGUCCACGCAGCACGCCGCUGUCCACUAUGGGACCAUCCUCAUCAGGCUGGCUGCAUCCAUUGGCUGGCGCCACGCAAUGGCAUUCUACGCCCUGCGAUGUCCAGCACUCAUGCCCGAACUGCGCAGCGCACAGCGCGAAUUCAGCGCUUUCGUCAACCAGGCCCCUCGAACAGCCUCUUUUGCACAUCCCGCUGGCUUUUCUCCACGCCGCCUCUUCUGUGCACUCGAGUGGUCGUCGUCGUUGCUGCCUGAGGACACUUCACCAUCUCCACCCAUGUCCGUCUUUGCAUCCAUCACACCGCGCCUACACGCUGUUCUUGCAGCGCUUUCCAAACUACAGCGCACACACGCGCCAGUGGUGGCCGAAGGGAAGACGGCCACAGUUGGUCAUGACAGUGGCAGCCGGGAUGGCCACAGAGGCGUCGAUGAUGGUGAUGGUGGCGAUGAUGGCCAGGAAGCGACCACGGUGGCGAUGGGCAGGAAGCGAGCAGCGUUUGUGAGGAGAGCGCAAGCGGUGAUUGAAACCCUUGCGCGUCACGGCGUUACUGAAGACAUUCUCCUCGACCUCCAGCCAGGGCUUCGCUUCCCCUUGCAACUGUGCCUGCAGGCAUGCGUGACGCAACCGCCUGAACUGUGGUCACCAGAAGCAUACAACCUCGUGCAGAGAGAUGACUUGGCGCUGCAAAACAAACGCAUGCCAUGCUUGGAAGAGGAUACCGAGCACGCAUCCCUGCCCGCCCUCGCUGCUAUGUAUCCAAGAGAUGCGGAAGUGGCCGGUGGCAGUGUCAAAUCAUCGAAGCUGCAGCCCAACACGCUCCUCAGCGAUCUCAGAUUCCCGUGCGAUCGCCGCGUGCAGGAGGCAUGCCGCUUGCUCGACAGCAGUGUUGUGUGCACAGUCCACAUGACGCAAGAAAUGGGCACUUCAGAUCACGACUUUCUCGUGGAGCAGAAACGGCGGCUGCUGUUUCUGUCGAACCGGACGUUUGCGCUGGCGGUUGGCCGCGGCAUGCUUACGCUCGCCUCUCUUCGCCCCAUCCCAACACAGGCCAUCGAGAUCUUGCCGCUCGUCCUAUCCGGCCAAUUUCCCGCCCAGAAGACAACGCUGGCGCCAGACUUUAGCGAAGUGGAGUCGACUCACAUGCACUGGCCACACUUCCACAACGGCGUGGCGGCGGGACUGCAGCUGGCACCGCCGCCGUUGGUGCAUGUUGGUGCAUCGUGGAUCCCGCACCACGAAGUCGCGUGUGCGUCGUCGAUGGAGGAGUAUGCAGGAUUCCUGUUUGGUCUUGGGCUUCAGGGGCACCUGCCCUCGCUCUCAAACCACGACGUAUCGAAAUACCUCAACGACGGGCACGAGCUUGUGUGCAUUGCGCUGCUGUUGGGCAUGGCGGCAGCGCGCCCAGGAACGAUGGACACUCGCACAUCCAAAAUGCUCGCAAUUCAUCUCGAGGAUUUUCUCCCGCCGACAUCACACGGCGAAGAGGUCACAGCCAAGAUCACGAUCAACACGCAGACGGCUGCGCUGGUAGGGAUGGGCCUGCUGUACCGUGGCACGUGCCAUCGCCGCAUUGCAGAGGUGAUGCUGGCGGUGAUGGGGCGGCCGCCGUGUGUUGGUCUCGCUGGCCCCCUCGAUCGCGAGAGCUUUGCACUCGGCGCCGGGUUUGCACUCGGGCUGAUUGUCCUUGGAAAGGGCGGACAUGCGAUUGGGCUUGAGGAUUUGGCACUGGAGGACGUGCUGUAUCACUACAUCAAGGGCGCACGCAAGCGAUCGCCAGACACGAGCCAGACGGGCGAGCGCGUAUUGGAGAACGACAUGAUCAACACGCACGUCACCGCCCCAGCAGCCGUUGUCGCUCUCGGCUUAAUGUACAUGAAAACGAACAACGAGGCUGUGGCUGCUCGCCUUGCACUUCCAGACACGCAGUUCCUGCUGGACACUGUUCGGCCGGAUGUGCUGCUACUGCUUGUGAUGUCGCGGUCCCUCAUCCUGUGGGACGACAUUGAGCCCACGCGCGAGUGGAUUGACAGCCAGUGCCCACCGGUUGUUCAGCGUUACGCCAUUGAGAACCGCGACGUGCAUCGUGUUGAUGAGGAUGUGCUUGAGACGGCACGGCAGGCGCAAGUGUUUAUUCUCGCGGGCGCAUGUCUUGCACUUGGGCUGAGGUUUGCUGGGACAGCGCACCAGGGCGCCGUUGAUGCAAUCAUGUCCGUGGUUGAGUUGUACCGGAAGAAAAUUCCACCACUGGAAGCACGUCGCAUCAACCCAAUCAACGUGGCCACGUGUCUCCACACCGCUCUCCUCGCAGCUUCCAUGGUGAUGGCUGGCACGGGCUACAUCCCCGUCCUGCGCAUCAUUCGCGCCCUCAGGACAGAGUCAGCAGUUAAGACGAGCUACGGCCACCACAUGGCGAUGCACAUGGCUGCAGGCCUUCUCUUCCUCGGCGGCGGAACCAUGACGCUUUCACGAUCGAACGAAGCAAUUGCUGCGCUGCUGAUGGCGUUCUUCCCAAAGUUUCCGCUGCACACGGCCGACAACCAAUACCACUUGCAGGCGCUGAGACAUCUGCAUGCGAUGGCGGCUGUGCCGCGCAUGCUGGCGGCGAAGGAAGUCGGCAGCAAAGCGCUCGUGCACGUGCCCGUCGUCGUCAAGAUUGCACACGAUGCUGAUGAUGACGGUGAUGAUGGCAGCAGCGCCAACCCGAGCCGGCGCGGUGUGGGCGCGAAGGCCAAUGACGCAGGGGGCGGCAGUGGUGGUGUGAGCACAUUGCAUCUCGUCACGCCAUGUCUGCUGCCCACGAGCUUGGACCGCAUCAUUUCCAUCGAAACCGUUGGUCACCGCUACUUUCAAAACACCAUCCGACCAAUGACCAACGGGUUGCAGCGGCGUGUCCUGAUGCGUCACAUGACCCUUCACGUGAAACUCAGACCUGGACGUGUUCCGUAUCGUGCCAACACUCUGCUUGUUGAGGAUCUUGUGCGGCAGUGCGAGCGCGCGCUUGGAGUGACGACACCAAAGACCAUUCGACCGGUGACCACAAGCGGUGAUUUCUCGGCCAUUCUCUCCAGCGAGCAGCACGCCACGUCCGAGAUCACUGAUCAGGAGCUUGCUGUAGUGCACACGCGUGAGGCAGCGAGCGCACGCAACGACGUCACCGCAACGUUCCUUCCACAAGCGCACGACCCGCCACUACCGCUGCACGUCGCCUGCUUUGGGCGGCCGGACUGCUCGGAGCCGUUCAUCAACCUCAUCGCUGCCGAGCAACAACACGCCAUUGGCGUGCCGGCCACGCUUGCGUUUCUCCAUCGCACAUCUCUCGCAGCAGGGGAGUGGCUCACCAGCGGGUGCUGUUCCGCUGCUGUCGCCGAUGACUUUGAACAACUGAGUGCCGUCCUUGCACACACGCAGGAGAUGGCAGCACUAACGGCUGUGACGGGUGCCAGCGAUGGCGGUGGCGGUGUGUUGUCACUCUCACCGCAGAUCCAAGGCAUGCUGGUUGCAGUGAGAGAUGACAUAUGCACACGUCUUGCGCGUCGCAUUUGCAGCGCCAGUCGCGGUGAUGGCGGUGUGUGGAAGCAGCUUCCGUCUGCCGUGCGCACGUGUGUGUUUGGUGAUGAUUUGGAGGUGGAUGAGUUGUCCGCUCUUGACGCCGCCGUUCUGAACGCGGCGCGGGCUGUGCUGGCGCUGCUGUCGUUGCGUCAUGGAAGCUUGCGUCACCUCGAUCGCAUUGCACUCCAGUCGCUCAAGCCCAGAAUCGACACGCAAGCGCCCAAGACAGACGACAGCAGCGGUGGACUUGGUGGCGUUGAUGGCGCUGACGUCGAUGUUGAGACUCUCGUGUUGUUGGCAGACGCGCACCCGUCGGCAUCAAUUGCGCAACUGCAGACGCUCGCUGCCAUCCUCGUCCUCUAGAUGCACGUGAUGGUGGCGGUUGUGGAAUUGUGUACAAUGCUUGUUUAAGU
This is a messenger RNA of Salpingoeca rosetta, 7336 nucleotides long. RefSeq lists its product as uncharacterized. The transcript has 31 exons. Bases 117 to 7286 code for a protein of 2389 amino acids. Gene Ontology annotation, biological process: protein K11-linked ubiquitination; anaphase-promoting complex-dependent catabolic process; metaphase/anaphase transition of mitotic cell cycle. Gene Ontology annotation, cellular component: anaphase-promoting complex. Gene Ontology annotation, molecular function: molecular adaptor activity. Lineage: Eukaryota; Choanoflagellata; Craspedida; Salpingoecidae. The record is from RefSeq and is a predicted model, not a curated record.